This is a messenger RNA of Glarea lozoyensis ATCC 20868, 810 nucleotides long. RefSeq lists its product as uncharacterized. The record is from RefSeq and is a predicted model, not a curated record. The transcript has a single exon. NCBI's taxonomy places the organism in Eukaryota, Fungi, Ascomycota, Leotiomycetes, Helotiales, Helotiaceae. Bases 1 to 810 code for a protein of 269 amino acids.
AUGCCAGCUUCUGACCAGAUUCCCGCGAUGUCAACUCCGAAUACAGCUGAGGUGUCCCCGUCAUUUUCAGCAAGCGCACAACAAACAGGUCAAUUCAAAGACACUAUCACCAUCACAAAAGCUGUGCCGACAGAGUUUCAUAGGUUCCCUGACUUGCCUGCCGAACUUCGCUUGCAAAUCUUGAACUCUCACUCUCCUCCAACGCCUCGAACCAUCGGUAUUCGAUUUCGCUGGAACAACACAAAAUCCAAAUGGGUGAAACAUAUUACGUGCUUUAAUGGCCCCAGAAUUCCACCAAUGUUACACAUAAGCCAAGCGUAUCGAAGUUUGGCUCUGGGAUCAUAUGUGCGGUUUUUCGGAGUAGUUCAUAUUGGACGCCAGUCUGGGGAGAGCGAACAGCCACCAGGAUAUUUUUCUAGAUUGGGUUGGGCAGCUGUGUACAUUGAUUUCGCAAAAGACAUCAUAGAUAUGGAUGGCUCUCAUAUCUCUUACGUGGGGCUUAAUGGGCUUGGAUUUGACGGAGAUGGACAUGAUCGAAGGGCGAAACUUGUUGAUGGUGAAUCCAGAAGCGUCGAAGGUUAUACCCAGUUUGAGGAGCUCGUACAAAAUAUCUACCUGUGGGAUUUUCCAAACACUGCAAUGAUUAAUGCUCUGACCCGUUUCAAGCAGCUGAAGCACCUCAGUCUUCGGAAACUACUUUCAGACUCAAUCCACCCUAAGUGGAGACAACAGCGGCUGGAAAAGUGUGUUGUCACUGUUUUCAAGAAUGCAAAUAGACAGGUGCCAGAGAUAGGUGAUUGGACGAGCUAG